Molecule: messenger RNA, 1818 nt
Organism: Thamnophis sirtalis
Lineage: Eukaryota; Metazoa; Chordata; Lepidosauria; Squamata; Natricidae
Product: cytochrome P450 2K1
Biological process (GO): xenobiotic metabolic process
Cellular component (GO): intracellular membrane-bounded organelle; cytoplasm
Molecular function (GO): iron ion binding; oxidoreductase activity, acting on paired donors, with incorporation or reduction of molecular oxygen, reduced flavin or flavoprotein as one donor, and incorporation of one atom of oxygen; heme binding
Source: RefSeq, a predicted model, not a curated record
CUUAGCUUUAAGCUUAAGACAAGAAUUUAAUACUUCUAUCCUAUUUGGACCUUUUCAGUUGGCAGACACUCUCCUUGAUCAUAUUGUGUGGCAAACUUUUUCUUACAAGAACAAAAGAACUUGCCAAUUAAAAAGAAAUGGAUUGGAUUGUUUCUAUUUCAGUACUGUUCCUAUCUACACUUAUGAUUAUGCUCCUUUUUAAGAUGGGCAACCCCUGGAAGAAGAGCUCCAAAGAUUUUCCACCAGGACCCAGGCCUUUGCCUGUUGUUGGAAACCUCCACAUAAUGGAUCUGAAGAAACCUUAUCAGACAAUGUUAGAGCUAUCAAAACAGUAUGGACCCGUGUUCAAACUCCUACUGGGACUCCAGAAAAUAGUGGUGCUAACAGGUUAUGAGACCAUAAAGGAAGCUCUGGUGAAUAAGGCUGAUGUGUUUGCUGAGAGGGCCUCUGUCCCCAUAUUUGAGGAGUUUUCAAAGGGUUUUGGAGUAGCUUUUUCCCAUGGUGAGAACUGGAGGGUGAUGAGGCGUUUUAUGUUAAGCACAUUACGGGAUUAUGGGAUGGGUAAGAGGUCUAUGGAAAGCAGAAUAGCUGAAGAGUGCAGUUUCCUGGUAAAGAAGUUUGAAUCUUACAAAGGAAAACCAUUUGAAUUCAGAAGAAUCAUGACUGCAGCUGUUGCCAAUAUCAUAGUAUCCAUUUUACUUGGGAAGCGAUAUGACUAUGAAGAUCCAAGAUUUAUUAAAUUAUUGAGCUUGACAACAGAAAAUGCCAUGCUUAUAGGAAGCCCAGGAGUGCAGCUAUAUAACAUGUUUCCCAUGCUUGGCUUUCUUUUUGGCGCUCGUAAGAAAGUCCUGAAGAACAGAAAGGAAUUACGUGCUUUUCUCAAUGAAAACUUCAUCCAGUGUCUUAACAAUCUAGAUGAAAAUGACACAAGAAACUUUAUUGAUUCAUAUCUUGUACAACAGCAACAGGAAAGAAAGACCCAGAGCAAUGGAUAUUUUCACCAUAAAAAUCUAGAAGAGUCCGUGACAAAUCUAUUCAUUGCUGGUGUGGAAACAAUCUCAAGCACUCUAUUUUGGGCCUUUACUCUAAUGAUGAGGUACCCUUUAAUUCAGAAAAAGGUCCAAGAAGAAAUAACAAAUGUUAUUGGAUAUGCUCAACCAAGAGCUGAACACCGAACAAAAAUGCCAUACACAGAUGCUGUAGUCCAUGAAGUUCAAAGAUAUGCUGAUGUCAUUCCCUUAAACUUGCCACAUGCAACUACAGUGGAUGUUAACUUUAAGGGCUAUUUCAUUGCAAAGGGCACAAAUGUUAUUCCAUUGCUGACCUCUGUGCUCCAUGAUGAAUCUCAGUGGGAGAAACCUUAUGACUUCUACCCUGAACAUUUUCUCAACAUUGAAGGAAAAUUUGUAAAAAGAAAUGCAUUCAUGCCUUUCUCUGCAGGUCAGAGAGUAUGUCCAGGUGAGAUCCUUGCCAAAACGGAAAUAUUCAUGUACUUUACUAGUCUUCUGCAGAGAUUCACCCUCCAGCCAGCUCCUGGAUUAUCAAAAGAAGACCUGGACAUGACCCGUGCCGUUGGGUUUACAACACCUCCCAAGACUUAUAUGUUAUGUGCUAUAACACGUUUCUAAAAACUAGGGAUAUUCAAAGACUCAUGAGUCUGAAUUGCUCAGUUGUACCUGUCUCUCUUGGAGCCUUUCCCCCCUCCCCCCUGCAACAUCUAGUUUUGAAUAUGAUCUUUUGCUGGUGUUUGUGUGUGUGUGUGUGUGUGUGUGUGUAUGUGAUGUAUGUAUGUAUGUGUGUAUACACACACACAUAUAC